GUGAAUUGCAAUAAAAAAUCGAAAAUGCGAAACUGUUUUACAAAAAUAUCAAAUGUGUUUCGUAAGAAACCAAACAACAGUCAAUUGGAACAUAGCCACCUGAGCGAGUUUGGAGACCUACCGAACGAAAAUGAGGAACUUGACGAAACAUACAUUAAAAGCCCACCACGUUAUCGAAUAGCCGAUAAGCAAAAUUUCGACGCCAUUUACGAUAAGAACGUUUUGGAGCAACAAAUGAUAGAAAGCAACGAAAUUGAUAAGAAGGAUUUAAGCAAUUUGAGUAUAACGUCGCCAAGUCUAGGCAUGGCAAACGAUAAUAAAAAUAGCUCACAACGUAAGCAAAGUAAAACGAAACAAAAGCAAAAACAACAACAAAUGCAACAAACAAAAGGAGAUAGAAAUGAAACGACAAGAACAACAAAAAGUUCGAAGACGUCAACAGGUGUUGAAAUUGUUGAUGAUAAACUGAUAGGUCCAAAUAAUAUGGAACAGUCAACCGAAAACGAUGAACCCAGCAAUAAAAAGUUAAAAGAAAACGUCAUACCGAUAUAUGUAAGACAAAUGGGAAGUUCUGAUAAAAAAGCUGUUGACGACAAAAAUGACGACACUGUCAAAAGUAAGAAAGGCGAAAUUGACAAAACCGUCUUGAAGUCUGUUGACAAGACAAUCAACACACACUUAAAAAUAAUGGCAACAGAUGAUGAUGCACGCAAUUAUAUUGAAGAAUAUAAAACGUUUAUGGAGGAUAAACAUCAAUCAAUUAGUUCACCAUAUCCCAUAAGAGAAACUUUUCAAUUUGAGGAGGCACUCAAUUUCAACACAUUUAAAAGGCAAUCAGUAAGAAGCAUGUACAGCAACAACAAUCACAACAGCAAUAAUAACCAUAACAACAACAAUGCUGAUAACAAAUUUUUACAUACAUAUAACAUAAAUGAACCGCAGAACAAUACUAGUCCCACCCCCAAUCAAUUAACACCAAAUGAAUCACCCAUGCCAACAGCUAGCGCACCCAAAACACCCGAAGAGAUUGAAUACGAAGAGAAAGCAGCAGCAGAAUACAAAGAUGUGAUGACACCUUUACCAAAAAAUAAUCUCAACUCAAAGCAAUAUGCUUUCGGACGUAACAUACAACCUGAAGUGGCGGAGUGUAUACGCAGCUUAGAUGCAAAUGCUCUCCGACUCAAUAAUUUAACGAUGGAAGAUAAAAUGGAACUGCUGCGUCGUUAUGAUCAUCAACAACGUCGCCAUAGUCGCAGUAAAAGUUAUAUAUUACGCGCUUAUGAAAAUCGUUUUCGGCAAUUUGAUGAAUCCUCAGAAUCGGGUACGGAAGAAGUAGUGCUGCGCAGGAAAGUAAAACCACAGAGUGUUAGUUUUAAAAACUCCAGUUUAUAUGAACGCAGACAGCCGGAAUGUCCAAAAUUAAAAUUAGUUGUGCAAUCAAAUAAAAAAGAUGGAAAAGAAAAUUCGGUGGAUGAGCUGGAGAAAAAUCUCAUGGACUUGAAAUAUCCAACCGUAUUACCACCGAAUCCUCAGCUUAAGGCUCUACUUGUAUUUCAUAAAUCGGACAAUAUCUGUGAAGUAAUGACACAAGCGUGUCAUCGCCAACAAUUGGACGUAACUGUGGUGAAGACAAAGGAGGCAGCGCUUGAGAUCCUUUCAAAUACAAACACCACAGCGGAAUGCUAUCACUUAAUUGUAAUUGAUGCGCGCUCAACCAAGUAUUUGGAUGCUGAGUACAUUACCAGGUCAAUUCGUCACACAAAUGGACAUCAUUUCACAACAAUAAUUACAGUUGUAAAGAAAAGGUAAGUUCUU
Teleopsis dalmanni is the source of this 1815-nucleotide messenger RNA. RefSeq names its product type-2 histone deacetylase 2-like. The transcript is spliced from 4 exons. Lineage: Eukaryota; Metazoa; Arthropoda; Insecta; Diptera; Diopsidae. The record is from RefSeq and is a predicted model, not a curated record. Bases 25 to 1809 code for a protein of 594 amino acids.